This is a messenger RNA of Meloidogyne enterolobii, 684 nucleotides long. The record is from the annotation of a GenBank genome assembly. NCBI's taxonomy places the organism in Eukaryota, Metazoa, Nematoda, Chromadorea, Rhabditida, Meloidogynidae.
AUGACACUUGUUCUGGUAUUAGCUUUUCUUCUUUGUUGGACGCCUUAUACAAUAGCUAUGUUUAUUCACUUCCUUCGAGUUCAAACAGAAGCUCGUCCAAUUUCUCCAUUGCUCAGCAAAUUUUUAUAUGCCUUUGCUUAUGGCUACUUUUCUUUUAACAUUCGAGACGAGUGCCGCCAACUUAGAUAUUUAGUUUUUCGAUCAGCACCCGCAAGGUGUCUGCUUCGACACGGCGAUUCAACAGAAGAAUCAAUUUCUCAUUCAAGAAGUCCUUUCGGUCCGCUAGCUCCUGGACAACGAGAUAGCCGACGACGAGCAAUGAUUCGACGAGAAUCACGUGUUCGCGAAGGCCUAAUGAUGUGUGAGGAAGGACAACAACAAAAACGACAGUCUAUAAGUGCGGCGAAGGAUUCUUCCCGUGUAGUGACUGGACAACAGAGAGCGCCAAAAUUAGGUGAUACUUCACGUACCUUUUCACUCAAUACAACAGCCACAACAUUAAUUUCCAAUUCAUCAUUCUCUAACGGGCAAUGUUCGGCUAUUACAAGACGACGUCCACGCUUAAAUGACGACAGGGAUCUUAUGGAAGUGGAUUCUAAAGAAGAGGAGGAGGACCAAGAAGAGUCGAAUGAAGUCGGGGAAAGAAGAGAUUCUUUGUUAAUUCGUAAUGAAAAUAAUGAAUAA